This is a messenger RNA of Anguilla rostrata (American eel), 3104 nucleotides long. It is a transcript of the gene trpc2a, whose product is annotated as transient receptor potential cation channel subfamily C member 2a. The record is from RefSeq and is a predicted model, not a curated record. Gene Ontology annotation, molecular function: inositol 1,4,5 trisphosphate binding; store-operated calcium channel activity. Gene Ontology annotation, cellular component: plasma membrane; cation channel complex. Bases 119 to 2779 code for a protein of 886 amino acids. NCBI's taxonomy places the organism in Eukaryota, Metazoa, Chordata, Actinopteri, Anguilliformes, Anguillidae. Gene Ontology annotation, biological process: single fertilization; regulation of cytosolic calcium ion concentration; calcium ion transmembrane transport. The transcript has 13 exons.
CCUCUGACGUAUUUCACGAAAGAAAAAAAUUCCAGGAUUGUGAACUUCAGAUGUUUACCCUCCUUUAUGAGGGUAAACGUCUGUACAGCGAGAGAUUCUUCAGGCAUAUCUGAUAAACAUGGAAAACCUUACGCCGGAGCAAUGGCGGGAGAUCAUGAACAAGAAGAUGCGCUUCCCGCCGGAGCUGAUCGCGGUCAUAGAGGAGGGGAACGCGGCGGAGAUCAGCCGGCUGCUCACCAUGCCGGACGGCAUCCUCCGGCAGCUGGAUGACUCCGAGGACCGGCUGUGGAGGGAGGCCCUCAACCUGGCAAUCCGCCUGGGCAAGGAGGACACCAUGGACGCCCUGCUGCAAGCAGUGAAGUUCGACUUCCGGCAGAUCCACGAGGCGCUGCUGGUGGCCGUGGACACCAACCAGCCGCGCGUGGUGAAGCGGCUGCUGGACCGGCUGGACCAGGAGAAGGGCGUGGGCAACAACAAGGUGGACGUGCGCUCCUUCUCGCUCGCCAUCUUCGACCACUCCAUCGACGACUCGCAGUUCGCGCCCGGCGUGACCCCGCUGACCUUGGCCUGCCAGAAGGACCUGUACGAGAUCGUCACCAUGCUGUCCCAGAAGGGCCACGUGAUCCCCCUCCCGCACGCCAUCUCCUGCACCUGCCUGGAGUGCCGCAACGGGCGCCAGUACGACCUGCUCAAGUUCUCGCUGUCCCGCAUCAACACCUACCGCGGCAUCGCCAGCCGCGCCUACCUGUCCAUCACCUCCGAGGACGCCAUGCUGUCCGCCUUCCGCCUGAGCCGCGAGCUGCGCAAGCUCUCCAAGAAGGAGCCCGAGUUCAAGCCCCAGUACCUGGCCCUGGAGGAGCUGUGCCAGGAGUUUGCGGUGGAGCUUCUGGGAAUGUGCCGGAACCAGAGCGAGGUCACCACCAUCCUCAACAACUGCGGCGAGGACAGCGAGGACGAGCUGGACGAACAGACCUUCGAGGAGGGCAUCCCAAACCUGGCCCGCCUCCGUCUGGCUGUCAACUACAACCAGAAACUGUUUGUGACUCACCCCAUCUGCCAGCAAGUGCUCUCCUCCAUUUGGUGCGGCAAACUGACCAGCUGGAGGGGCAGCCGCACAGCCUGGAAGCUCCUGGUGUCCUUCGGGAUCUUCCUGGCCAUGCCAGUCCUCUGCCUCAUCUACUGGAUCGCCCCCAAGUCGAAGAUCGGAAAAACCCUGAAAAUCCCUGUGAUCAAGUUCCUGCUGCACUCAGCCUCCUACAUGUGGUUCCUCAUCAUCCUGCUGGGCGAGUCCAUCGCCAUGGAGAUGUACCGCUACGACUUUGCCUCGCGCAAGCAGAACAUCCUGCACAGCUCUCUCCACAUGGUCUGGGUGGCUGGCUUCUUCUGGUUCGAAUGCAAGGAGGUGUGGAUCGAGGGCCUGAGGAGCUACUUCCUGGACUGGUGGAACUGUCUGGACAUGAUGGUGCUCAGCAUGUACCUGGCCUCCUUCGCCCUUCGCAUGGUAAUCAUGCUAAAGGGCUUUGUGGUCUGCCAGGGCACGAACAUGGUAGAGGAGUGUGUCUACUUCACACAGACAGAGAGGCAUGACUGGUUGCAGGAGGACCCCCAGUUCAUUUCUGAAGUGCUGUUUGCGGUGACCAGCAUGCUGAGCUUCACUCGCCUGGCCUACAUCCUGCCGGCGCACGAGUCCCUGGGGACCCUGCAGAUAUCCAUCGGGAAGAUGAUCGAUGACAUGAUGAGGUUCCUGUUUAUCCUGAUGAUCAUAGGAACGGCCUUUCUCUGUGGAAUCAACAACAUCUACGUGCCUUAUGUAAUAUCUCCACAUCUUGGACGGUUCAAUGAAACAUUCCACUUCCUGUUCUGGACCAUGUUUGGGGUGGGCAACCAGGACUACGUGGACAUGCCAGAUUUCGCGCUGGCCGAGUUUGUGGGCAGGAUGCUGUAUGGGAUCUUCACCCUGGUCAUCGUCAUCGUGCUGCUCAACAUGCUCGUCGCUAUGAUCACCAAUUCAUUCCAGAAGAUUGAGGAUGCCGCUGACGUGGAGUGGAAGUUUGCCCGCUCGAAGCUCUACCUGAGUUACUUCCGGGAGGGUCUGACCAUGCCUGCUCCCUUCAACAUCAUCCCCUCGCCAAAGGCCUUCUUCUACCUCUUACGGGGUAUUUUCCGAAGACUUUGCUGCUGCUGCAACUUCAACCGAACACCAGAUUAUCCUCCCAUUCCCUCCAUACAAAAUGACGGCGGCGCCGUGGAGAAUCGCGUGCCCUACCGCUUGCAGGUGAUCAGGGCUUUGGUGCAGCGGUACAUCGAAACCGCCCGGCGGGAGUUUGAGGAGACCAAACGCAAAGACGUGGGCAAUCGGGUGACGGAGCUGAGCAAGCUGGUGGGGAGGCUGUACUCUGAGCUGAAGCAGAUGAACCAGUCCCUGCAGGGCAGCCCCGGCCACCAGGGUGGCGACACCGAGCUGCUCACCAAGUACAUCAUGGGGGCCAAGAACAACUUCCGGGGGUUCAACGGCAAGGCGGAGAUAGGCGCCGGCCACGCCCCUCCGUCUGUCACUGCGCUCCACGGGAAAGAGGGCGAGGGCGAGGGGGAGGGGGAGGGGAAGGAGGAGGAGGAGGGGCGAGAGCCAGAAAAGGCUGCAGUUGAAGACAAAGCGACCGUCUCGUCCCCAACCGACAGCAAGGGUUCUCUAGACACCGGCUUGGGCUCCCAGGGAGAUCUGAGCUCCCCGGAGAGAGAGACGGAGGUUCAGAGCGAGAAAAACACACACGCGCAGUAAACAGUAAUCAAUGGGACCCGCUGCAGCGGUUUCUCUGCCGCCCUAGCAUAGACCUUCCUUUCAUAGCGCAACAUAACGAGCUGACGCAAGCCACGGAGAAAGAAGCGACAUAAAUCCUUUCAAUGCUGUGACGAGCAAAAUUAGGCGAACACUUCAAAAAUGUAUUUCAACUGUUACAUAUGAAAGAAGGGGUACACGGACAGAUACAGUAUGUAGAUGCUUAAAGUCUCUCUCAUUACAUCAUCUGCCAAAGCAAACGAAUAUCCAGAUCCUUGAUUUUGCACUUUUGGGGUCAAGCAAUCAUUAAACGCAUUUGGUCCCCCAA